CGGCUCUUGCAGGCAGUGCAGGCGUCCGCGCCCGUGGGUCUCCUGGGGUGCUGCAAGGUCCCGGGGCCGAUGCCUGACCUGCUGCAGGGGAGCGUGGGAAAACCGCGACGUUAGCGAUUUCAGAGGACCGGGGAGAUAGGAGUUCGGCUCUCUGCGUGGAUUUCUGAGUGCUUUGGAGACCCCGUGAGAACUUAGAAAUGGCAAAAAGCCUUUUGACUACAUCUCUGUCUGCAAGGACGAAACUGUUACAAACGGGUGUGUCACUUUAUAAUACAUCUCAUGGCUUCCAUGAGGAGGAAGUGAAAAAGAUACUGGAGCAGUUUCCUGGUGGAUCCAUUGACCUUCAGAAGAAACAGAAUGGCAUUGGCAUUCUCACUCUGAACAACCCCAAUAAAAUGAAUGCCUUUUCAGGUGCCAUGAUGUUACAACUUUUGGAAAGGGUAAUUGAAUUGGAAAAUUGGACAGAAGGGAAAGGCCUCAUUGUCCAUGGGGCAAAAAAUACUUUUUGCUCAGGAUCUGAUCUGAAUGCUGUGAAAGCACUCUCCACUCCAGAGAAUGGAGUGGCCUUAUCUAUGUUCAUGCAGAACACCUUAACAAGAUUUAUGAGACUACCGUUAAUAAGCGUUGCUCUGGUUCAAGGCUGGGCAAUGGGUGGAGGAGCAGAAUUUACUACAGCAUGUGAUUUCAGGUUAAUGACUGUGGAGAGUGUGAUCAGGUUUGUCCACAAGGAGAUGGGGAUAGUGCCAAGCUGGGGUGGUGCCAGCCGGCUGGUUGAAAUCAUCGGCAGCAGACAAGCUCUCAAAGUGUUAAGUGGGACCUUCAAACUGGAUUCCAAGAAAGCUUUAAAUAUAGGCUUGGCUGAUGAGAUCUUACAGUCUUCUGAUGAAUCUAAGGCUCUGGAAGAGGCCCAGGAGUGGCUAGAGCAGUUUGUCAGUGGGCCUUCAGCAGUCAUUAGAGGUUUAAAGACAUCUGUUUGUUCAGGCCGAGAGCUGUAUUUAGAAGAAGCAUUACAGAAUGAAAGAGAUGUUUUAGGCACACUGUGGGGUGGGCCUGCAAACCUAGAGGCUAUUGCUAAGAGAGGGAAACAUACUAAAUAGUUUCUAAAAUGUGGGUGUACUACAGUUGACGCUGCCCUGAGAUGGAUGGAAGUGAUGAUAUGAAAAAGGAGCAGCAGAAUUCAUUUGAAGUUAACGUGCUUAUUUGGUUUGGGUGAUAUUUUCCAUAACUCAAUGUGUUGGUUUUUCUUUCUUUUUUAACAUUUGCUUAAAGUCACUUCUGCAAAUUUCUACAUUCCUAUAGUAAUUAUCCUAGAGCCAAAGGUCAAUUUUCAAACAGGAACCCUAUCCCUGGGCUUAUCUUUUGUAAUAUACUUACAAUUUAAAUUUUAAGGCUGGGUCUUAAACUUAUUUAUGUAGCCAAGGGUAGUCUUGAAUUUCUAAAUGCUGGUAUAUACUAUUGUGUCUGGCCAUUUUGUUCUUUCUUAAGUUGAUGUAAUUUACAAAAAUAAAAUUAAAAACAAAAUAAAAAGAUCUCAGUAAAUGUGUCAUAUUAAGCAGAAAGCAGAGAGGAUUAGAGGCAUGCAAGAAAUAUUAGUCACUUGUUCUGCUCUGUACACUUAAAAUAUUGAUGGAAAUGGUCCUUCAAUAAAGAAAAAAGUGCCUCUUUGCUGAA
This is a messenger RNA of Peromyscus leucopus (white-footed mouse), 1671 nucleotides long. It is a transcript of the gene Echdc1, whose product is annotated as ethylmalonyl-CoA decarboxylase 1. Gene Ontology annotation, biological process: fatty acid beta-oxidation. Gene Ontology annotation, cellular component: cytosol. The record is from RefSeq and is a predicted model, not a curated record. The transcript has 6 exons. Bases 198 to 1097 code for a protein of 299 amino acids. Lineage: Eukaryota; Metazoa; Chordata; Mammalia; Rodentia; Cricetidae. Gene Ontology annotation, molecular function: enoyl-CoA hydratase activity.